AUGGAGGGCGCGCUCGCAGCCAACUGGAGCGCCGAGGAGGUCAACGCGAGCGCAGUGUUGCCGGGGGUGGAGGGCAACGGCACCGCCGGGCCGCCGCGGCGCAACGAGGCCCUGGCGCGCGUGGAGGUGGCGGUGCUGUGUGUCAUCCUCUUCCUGGCACUGAGCGGCAACGUCUGCGUGCUGCUGGCGCUGCGCACCACGCGCCACCAGCACUCGCGCCUCUUCUUCUUCAUGAAGCACCUGAGCAUCGCCGAUCUGGUGGUGGCCGUGUUCCAGGUGCUGCCGCAGCUGCUGUGGGACAUCACCUUUCGCUUCUACGGGCCCGACCUGCUGUGCCGCCUGGUCAAGUACCUGCAGGUGGUAGGCAUGUUCGCCUCCACCUACCUGCUGCUGCUCAUGUCGCUCGACCGCUGCCUGGCCAUCUGCCAGCCGCUGCGCUCGCUGAGCCGCCGCACCGACCGCCUGGCCGUGCUCGCCACGUGGCUGGGCUGCCUGGUGGCCAGCGCGCCGCAGGUGCACAUCUUCGCGCUGCGCGAGGUGGCCGACGGCGUCUUCGACUGCUGGGCGGUCUUCAUCCAGCCCUGGGGACCUAAGGCCUACAUCACGUGGAUCACGCUCGCUGUCUACGUCGUACCUGUGAUCGUGCUCGCUGCCUGCUACGGCCUCAUUAGCUUCAAGAUCUGGCAGAACCUGCGGCUCAAGACGGCGGCGGCGGCGGCGGCGGCGGCCCAGGGGCCUGGGGACGCGGCGGCCGGCGGCGGGGCGCGCGCGGCCCUGGCGCGUGUCAGCAGUGUCAAGCUCAUCUCUAAGGCUAAGAUCCGCACGGUCAAGAUGACUUUCAUCAUCGUGCUGGCCUUCGUCGUCUGCUGGACGCCAUUCUUCUUCGUGCAGAUGUGGAGCGUCUGGGAUGACAACGCUCCCAAGGAAGCCUCAGCCUUCAUCAUCGCCAUGCUCCUGGCCAGCCUCAACAGCUGCUGUAACCCCUGGAUCUACAUGAUCUUCACGGGCCACCUCUUCCAUGAACUUGUGCAGCGCUUCCUCUGCUGCUUCUCCAGAGACCCAAAGGGCAACCGGCUGGGUGAGACGAGCAUCAGCAAAAAGAGCAAUUCGUCCUCCUUUGUCCUGAGCCAUCUCAGCUCCAGCCAGAGGAGCUGCUCCCAGCCAUCUACCAUGUGA
Messenger RNA from Cynocephalus volans (Philippine flying lemur), 1176 nucleotides. It is a transcript of the gene OXTR, whose product is annotated as oxytocin receptor. Bases 1 to 1176 code for a protein of 391 amino acids. The transcript is spliced from 2 exons. Gene Ontology annotation, cellular component: plasma membrane. Gene Ontology annotation, biological process: regulation of systemic arterial blood pressure by vasopressin; maternal process involved in parturition; cellular response to hormone stimulus. The record is from RefSeq and is a predicted model, not a curated record. Lineage: Eukaryota; Metazoa; Chordata; Mammalia; Dermoptera; Cynocephalidae. Gene Ontology annotation, molecular function: vasopressin receptor activity; oxytocin receptor activity; peptide binding.